UUAAUUCCAACUGUCCGUUUUUGUUUUUUCAAUUCCAUUUUAUUUACUGAUAGAUAUAAUAAUCUUUUAGCAGUUCAACGCAAAAUGGAUCGUGGUACAAAUAAACGCAAGCAUUACCUAAGUUUUUUGGAUCCCGACUACAGAAGCUCGUCGGUAGAUCCUCGGACGCACAAGCGUUGGAACGAAAUAAAGUUCAAAUCAGGAAGAAAUCGUGAUUGCAUUGAUGCUGCUAAAUUACAGCAGGACGGCGAUUGUCCAUCAAGUACUUCCAAUAGUCCGCUGGAAAAUCAUUCAGAAUUUGAUCUUCCAGUUUCAGAACUGGUUUGCCUUGAUGUUAUGUCAGAUGAUACAACUGCUCUUCGCUUUGCUCAUAAAAAUGUUAUGAAGCGCAGUUUUGGUGAUAAGCAUAUGAAUAUGAAUGAUGCGUCCACAAAUGAUAGUGAUCAACCGGAGAAUCCAUCAUUGCCCCGGCCUUCUUCGAUUGACAGCAGCGUUCAUCUCCAUGAAGAAUCAAAUCCUACUUAUUAUGGAAUGGCAAAUGACAUGAGUGACGAUUCUAACGAUAGUUUACAUGACUCUGAUAAAGAUAUCGACAAUAGAAGAAACUUUCAUGAUAAUCUGCUUAUAUUUCCUGCAGCUGGAAUAACAGUAUCCGAUGUCAUAAAGAUGACCGACGGUUUGUCAUUAAGGCAUCGCUUUUCAUGCGAAGCCCAGCUUGCAAUUCUCGAGUUAAUUAAAACACUGGCAGGACCUCAAUUCAAGGACUGGGACGUCAGUUCUUAUCGAGUUACAAAGCUGUAUAAUCCGCCUUUGCAAAAAAUAUCAUACACGUUCUACUGUUCGGAAUGUAAUGUCACCUUGCUAGAAUCGAUAAAGUCAACCAAUUUUUCGACGCAACAGAUAAUUUGCGAUAAAUGUAAAAAACUAUAUGCUUUAACAACAGAAAGUCCUAAUUAUUUUAUAAAUCUUGAUAUAGAAUAUCAAAUAAAGUUGCUUCUACAGCGAGAAGAUGUGUUUGACGAUUUAGUUAAUAAUUUGGAAAUGAUUGAAAAUAAAAUACACAAUCGAAAUGAAACAAUAUGUGAUGUGUACGACAGCGAAACGUAUAAAAAUUUGUACAGAGAAAAUCGGUCAAAUGCGUCACUGAUUACUUUUAACUUUAAUACGGACGGUGCACCUCUUUUCCGAAGUUCGAAACGAAGUUUCUGGCCUAUUCAAAUUACAGUCAACGAACUUUCACCAUCCUUGCGUUUUAAAAACACAAUUGUAUGUUCUCUGUGGAUAGGAUCGAAAGAACCAUCACCGCAAUUUAUGAAUCUGUACUUGAAUACUUUCGUCAAAAUGAUACUUCGACUAAUGAAUCGUGAAUUACAAUUAACAACAGCGAGUGGAAAAACAAAAAUGAUAAUUGUAAGACCGUUGAACGCACUUGUCGAUUCGCCAGCACGAGCUUUGGUAGCAAGUAGGUUACAGUUUAAUGGGCAUUAUGGUUGUAGUUGGUGCUAUGCGUUCAGAAAACAUAUUGACACAAUGAGGUAUCCAAUGCUAACAAGCGAUGAUGACGAGAAUCCUUCGUUGAGGACGCAUGACAAAUAUCUGAAAGAUGCAAUAAACGCCACCAAAUUACACAAAAUUGUCAGAGGCGUAAAAGGACUCACAGUUCUCUCGAAAAUACCAUCAUUCGAUUGCAUUUGGAACUUUCCUUUAGAAUACAUGCACACUUUUAUAUUGGGAGUGGCCCAGCAAAUGUGGAAUAUGUGGAUAAGUAAUCCGAAACAUCAAUUCUAUUUGUCUAGAACAAAACGAAUAGAAAUAAAUAGACGAUUACUCGCUAUGCAACCUCCUCACGAAAUUCAUAGACUGCCCCGUUCAUUAGUCGAUGCAGCAAAAUGGAAAGCGACGGAAUGGCGAGCAUGGCUGCCCUUUUAUUGCUAUCCCUGCUUAAAAGAUGUUUUCGACGACAAAGCACUUGAUUCGUUUAUGCUUUUUUCUCAAAGUAUAUAUCGCCUUCUUCAAUCCGAGAUAUCUGUAUUGGAUUUGAAAGAAUGCGAAAUAGAUCUCAUGCGUUUUGUAGGCGAAACCGAAAUCUUCUAUGGAGAAACCGCAAUGACUUUUAACGUACAUGUUAUCACACACGUUGUACAAUCUGUUAUAAAAUGUGGACCUUUAUGGGGUAACUCUACGUUUCAAUUCGAAAAUGGAAUAUAUAUAUGCAAGCAACAAUUGAAUGGACCGAAAGGUGUAUACCAACAAAUAAGCAAGAAAUUGUUGCGUUUGAGCAUAUUUCAAAGUACUUGUGAAGGCAAUACUUUUCACUCAAAAGGUGCUCUACAGUUUUCCCAAAAUUUAUUUUCUCAUCGGAGAUUAACUAAGUAUGUUAACAGCAACCUCAAUGAUGUUGUAUUCAUAGGUGAAGGUGAAUUUUGCACGGAUCCGAGAGAUUGUUCAAUAUUACGCGAUGACAUUACUGUCAAAGUAUAUAAUCGAUGUAUUUUCCGCGGAUUCGUUUAUCAUAGUGUAACAUAUACUCGCCCUAAAAAAACAAACGAUACUAUCAUUUUACUGAAAAAUGAUACUGUUUUACAAAUUGUUGGUUUCUAUCGCGACAGCAAAAGCUCAAUAUUCAUUAGAGGUCACACGCUUAUUGUUACUCCAAUCAGAAUCAGCAAUAGUAAACAGUACACGCAAUUUCAAGAAAUUGUUGAAGAAGUACAAGUACCCAUUAUCAUUCAGUUUGAAGAUAUAAAAAACAAGAUGGUGUUAAUAAAGUCAAGGAUAAGUAAAUACGUGUGCGCCCUUCCAAACACAUGGGAAACACAGUAAAUUAUAAAAUCUACUCUGAAAAAAUUGUUCAAACGCAACAAUUUCUUGCUCAUUUGUUUAAUAUGUAAUUUUAUUGCGUUUUAAUAAAUAUACUAUUAUUGAAAUUGAUAUUAAUUCUAUAAUAAAUAAAUUUAUUUAAUGUACCCAGUCGUCUUCACAGCUUGUCAACACAUGAAUGCAAAUUACAUCCUGAAGAUAUCCAAACAGAACAAAAAGAUAUAAUGAUAUCAAAAUGUUGUCAAAAUGACUCCAAAAUGAUUAUUAAGAGAACUUUUCGAUUAAUAAUGAGUCAUUUUAAUGACACUUUGAUGUUAUCAUGACUUGUUUUGCUUGGAUAAGAGUACAUAGAUGUUAUAGUAAAUGCUAACAUAAAAUUUAAUUAAAUUACAAAUUAAUUACGUAUUCUUACAAGAAAUCAGCUUCAACAAUAAUGCAUCAAAGUAUAUAGAAGUAAUAUUUACGGAACCAUGCAUGUGAACUAAAUAAAUUUAUGAAUACUUUCUGAUGAUGAUGAUCAGGCUCGCAAAAUUAUCUGAAUUCUGAGUUCCGGAUUCAUCAUGAUACGAAUCGAAUCACAGAAUCGUGAUG
Messenger RNA from Temnothorax curvispinosus, 3411 nucleotides. RefSeq lists its product as uncharacterized. The transcript has 3 exons. The record is from RefSeq and is a predicted model, not a curated record. NCBI's taxonomy places the organism in Eukaryota, Metazoa, Arthropoda, Insecta, Hymenoptera, Formicidae. The coding region runs from base 85 to 2823 and encodes 912 amino acids.